AUGCUUCGGCGCGGUGCAGUUGGUCGUUGUGCGUUUCUUGCCUCUUCGCGUAUGCGCUUUGGCUCUGUUAAGCGCACUUCAGCACGGAUGGCGAAUGUAGACGUGGGAAAAAAAUGUGCUGCCUUUGAGGCGGUGGAUGAAUGGCUUAAGUUGGACGUUGCUUUUGACGGCGUUGAUGAGAUUACUCCUGAUUUUUUGUCUAUUAAAGGAGGUGGAGGUUGUCUCGUCCAGGAGAAGAUUGUUGAUGCGAAUGCAAAAUAUUUCAUCGCAAUAGCCGAUGAA
Hydatigera taeniaeformis is the source of this 282-nucleotide messenger RNA. The record is from the annotation of a GenBank genome assembly. NCBI's taxonomy places the organism in Eukaryota, Metazoa, Platyhelminthes, Cestoda, Cyclophyllidea, Taeniidae.